This is a messenger RNA of Coregonus sp. 'balchen', 15438 nucleotides long. NCBI's taxonomy places the organism in Eukaryota, Metazoa, Chordata, Actinopteri, Salmoniformes, Salmonidae. The record is from the annotation of a GenBank genome assembly.
AUGUCUAACGAUGGGAAUGUGUCUGUCUCCAGGCUACAAUUGGAAUGUGUCUAACUCUCUCUCUCUCCCCCCCCCCCCCCCCCUUCUCUCUGUCUCUGCAGUCCAGCUGUUGAAAUCGUCAGAGCUGGGUCGCCACAGUCUACUCUAUGUGGAGGAGAUAGGACAUGGUUGGUUUGGCAAGGUGAGCUGCACCCCGGAUCAUCUUCUUAACACAUAGUAACGACACAGAAACCAGUCCUCCCAAAGUCUGUAGCUGGGUUCUGAUUCGCUACCCUUCUUCCUGAAGUAUGCACUAGCUAGCUCACUUCCCCUCAGGGAUGUACAGUAAAUGCAUUGUUUAAGAAUGGACCAGCUAGAGGGAGGUUUCACAAUGUGUUAUACCAGUCCAUUGUGGGUUCGAUUCCCAUGGGGGAACAGUACAAAAAAGUAUGAAAAUGUAUGCACUCACUACUGUAAGUCGCUCUGGAUAAGAGUGUCUGCUAAAUGACUGGAAAUGUCAAAUGUUUUGAGUGAACGAGUGUACACUUUGGGGAUAAUAAGGCUAAAGAGUGGAACAAGACAGCAGCCUGUGUCUUUGCACCCUCCUCCCUCCCUCUUUCCCUGUCUCCUGUAUCUUCCCUCUCUACUAUAUCCUCCCUCUCUCCUAUAUCUUCCCUCUCUCCUGUAUCUUCCCUCUUCCUAUAUCCUCCCUCUCUCCUAUAUCCUCCCUCUCUCCUAUAUCCUCCCUCUCUCCUAUAUCUUCCCUCUCUCCUAUAUCUUCCCUCUCUCCUAUAUCUUCCCUCUCUCCUAUAUCUUCCCUCUCUCCUUUGUCCUCCCUCUCUCCUAUAUCCUCCCUCUCUCCUAUAUCCUCCCUCUCUACUAUAUCUUCCCUCUCUCCUAUAUCUUCCCUCUCUCCUAUGUCCUCCCGCUUUCCCCCAUGUUAUUGUCAGCAUCCCAAAUGGCACCCUAUUCCCUAUAUAUUGCACUACUUUGGGCCAAAUCCUUAUGGGCCCUGGUCAAAAGUAGUGCACUAUAUAGGGGAUAGGGUGCCAUUUGAGACACACUACUGUGUGCUGUGAGGUAGUGUGUGUGGAAUGUGUAUGUCAUGUGGUGUUGAUCUUGUUAGGGCCAAAACCUGACCUACAGCCUUGUCUGUCUGAGCACUGUGACUAUCUACAUGUCACACUGAAUUCCAUUUAAUCUGCAUUGCUUCCUGGGCCAAACCAUUUUAGUUAGUGCUGCACUGUACGUUGUGCUCUGGCUAUCUGUCUCUCUGUCUCUCUGUCUUUCUGUGUGUGUGUGUGUGUGUGUGUGUGUGUGUGUGUGUGUGUGUGUGUGUGUGUGUGUGUGUGUGUGUGUGUGUGUGUGUGUGUGUGUGUGUGUGUGUGUCCGUCUGUCUCUCUGUCUAUGUCUCUGUGGGUCCUGUGUAGGUUCUCCUGGGGGAGGUGAAUGCAGGUAUCAGGUAGUGGUUAAGGAACUGAUCUCUGUCUCUCUGACUGUGUCUCUGUGGGUCCUGUAUAGGUUCUCCUGGGGGAGGUGAAUGCAGGGCUCAGUGCCACCCAGGUGGUGGUCAAGGAGCUGAAGGCCAGUGCCAGUGUCCAGGACCAGAUGCACUUCCUGGAGGAGGCACAGCCAUACCGGUCAGAACCAAAACAAUAUGGAUCUCAUACCCUGUGUACCCCCCCCCCCCCCCCCCACACUACCCAGUACAAUGAAUGAAUGAAUAAAUGGGUGAAUGAAUGGAUAUAUCAAUGGAUAAAUCAAUGAAUUAAUUAAUGGAUAAAUGAAUGAAUUAAUUAAUUGAUAAAUGAAUGAAUGGGUGGGUGGGUGAGUUAAUGAAUGGGUGAAUUAACGAAUGAAUGGAUAAAUGAAUGAAUGAAUGGCUAUACAUGGUUAUCCUGCUACCUGUUUCCAUGUGUUCUGAUUGUAUGUUCACUAUAAACUGUGACUGUAAACGUGACUGUUGAACUAUGACCCAUCUCCUCUACCUCCCCCCUUCCCCCAGUGUCCUCCAGAACCCAGCCCUACUGCAGUGCCUGGCACAGUGCUCAGAAGUCACACCCUACCUACUAAUCAUGGAGUUCUGUCCUCUGGUGAGAGAAACAUCCCCUAGCCCCCUAACCCCCUAACCCCUAACCCCCAUCUCAGAGGUCACACCCUACCUGCUAUAUGGAGUUCUGUCCUCUGGUGAGAUGGAUACUUGCUCCCCCUGUUGGUGGAAUACAGUAUUGUUACAGCCAGUGACAAUCUGCUCUGUACCCUUUCCUCUGGGCCCCAUCUCUUCUAAGUUUGCAGAAGGUUCUGGAUAGGUAGACGCAGAGCUUCCACCAUAUUGCUAACACCUUACAGAUCAGAGCUUCCACCAUACUGCUAAUACCUUACAGAUCAGAGCUUCCACCAUACUGCUAAUACCUUACAGAUCAGAGCUUCCACCAUAUUGCUAACACCUUACAGAUCAGAGCUUCCACCAUACCGCUAUCAGUUUACAGAUCAGAGCUUCCACCAUACUGCUAACACCUUACAGAUCAGAGCUUCCACCAUACUGCUAAUACCUUACAGAUCAGAGCUUCCACCAUAUUGCUAACACCUUACAGAUCAGAGCUUCCACCAUACCGCUAUCAGCUUACAGAUCAGAGCUUCCACCAUACUGCUAACACCUUACAGAUCAGAGCUUCCACCAUACUGCUAACACCUUACAGAUCAGAGCUUCCACCAUACCGCUAUCAGCUUACAGAUCAGAGCUUCCACCAUACUGCUAACACCUUAAGGAUCAGCAAACAUAAUAAUAAUAUAAUAUUUAGCAGACGCUUUCAUCCAAAGCGACUUACAGUCAUGUGUGCAUACAUUUUUUUUACGUAUGGGUGGUCCCGGGGAUCGAACCCACUACCCUGGCAUUACAAGCGCCAUGCUCUACCAAUUGAGCUACAGAGGACCACAAAAUAGAAGGUGAAGUGGAUGAGAGCAAGUUGGGAUGGGCUAUUAUACAUGCAUACAUUACAAACAUAUGUUGUGUGCAUCCCAAAUGGCAUCCUAUAUUCGUAUAUACUGCACAACUAUAUAGUGCACUAGGGAAUAUGGUGCCAUAGAAUGCCUAAUCAUUUUAUGACAUCACUUCCUGUCCUGGUCAUCAGGGCGACCUGAAGAGUUACCUGCGCAGCUGUCGGGCGGCUAACUCCGUGACCCCUGAUCCCCUGACCCUCCAGCGAAUGGCAUGUGAGAUCGCCUCGGGCCUGCUGCACCUGCACAAACACAACUUCAUUCACAGGUGGGUUAGUGGACACCUGCACAAACACAACUUCAUUCACAGGUGGGUUAGUGGACACCUGCACAAACACAACUUAUUCACAGGUGGGUUAGUGGACACCUGCACAAACACAACUUAUUCACAGGUGGGUUAGUGGACACCUGCACAAACACAACUUAUUCACAGGUGGGUUAGUGGACACCUGCACAAACACAACUUAUUCACAGGUGGGUUAGUGGACACCUGCACAAACACAACUUAUUCACAGGUGGGUUAGUGGACACCUGCACAAACACAACUUAUUCACAGGUGGGUUAGUGGACACCUGCACAAACACAACUUCAUUCACAGGUGGGUUAGUGGACACCUGCACAAACACAACUUCAUUCACAGGUGGGUUAGUGGACACCUGCACAAACACAACUUCAUUCACAGGUGGGUUAGUGGACACCGGGACAAACAGGUACAGGUAGUGUGUCCCAGGUCAACUUUUCCUUACGAACUCAAGUCCAAAUUUAGGCCCUGGAACAUAUCAAUCAUUCCAUAGCAAUAUUUUCAGAUAUGUUGUAUUGAAGAGCAACGAUAUACACUGUAUGUACGGUAGCAUACACUUGUGACAUAUGCCACAUUUAUUUACACAAAAGGCAGAAAACAGAUAGAGAGAACUGAAUCAGGAGGAUAAAGAGCAUUUUGAAGGAUCUAGUCUCACUCUGACAGACAUCACACCCUAGAUAGAACUAUGACUGUGAGUGGAGCUGGUCUGUCUCGAAAUGAUAUUGAGGAUAUUAUAUAAAUCAGAAUCUGUUCCUAAUUACCUUACCUGUUUAAAUAAAUGUUAAAUAAAAAUAUGAAAAUAUGUAAGGAUAUGACUGAAGCUGUGUUGCUCUGGAGUCCCCUGCUGGUCUGUCCCGGUAACAACAUCCUGGUGCUGCCUGAGUGACUCUCACAAACUCCAGCAUCAGUGAUUUUGUUGUCGGGGGGAACCCCUCUCUCCUUGUUACCAUGGUAGCAGCCAAUCAAUGUGCUGAGGAGCUGAUUAUAGGUAGAGUUAAGAUCAACAAAAUCUGGCUGCCUGUGGAGUAGUCGGAAAUAGCUACAGAGAAAACGAGAAAUCCACUUAGAUACAGUACUGGUGCAAUACUUUAUGCUAUUUAGUGGUAAAUGUUGUGAAGCAUAAUGUUUUCAUGUGGUACAAUACAUUCAAUGAUAAUGAUUGAAUGGAAUUGGUUUCUUGUGAUACAGUGUUAUUGCGAUCAGAGUAUUACAUAUUGUUUAGUCCGGUUUGGUGACUGGGUGGCAGGUAGCCUAGCAGUUAAGAGCAUUGGGCCAGUAACUGAAAGGUCGCUCGUUCAAAUCCCCGAGCAGACUAGGUGAAAAAUCUGUCAAUGUGCCCUUGAGCAAGGCACUUAACCCUAAUGGCUCCUGUAUGUCGCUCUGGAUAAGAGCGUCUGCUAAAUGACUAUAAUGUAAAAAUUUGACUAACUGUUCCUCUCUCUCCCCCUUACACCCAACAGUGACCUGGCCUUAAGGAACUGCCUUCUGACCUCAGAGAUGACAGUAAAGAUAGGAGACUAUGGCCUCUCACACAGCAAAUACAAGGUGAGUUUACAGUAAUAAACCAGUCUUGGUGAGUCUACUGUAUUAAACCAGUCUUAAUAAGUUUACAGUAAUAAACCAGUCUUAAUAAGUUUACAGUAAUAAACCAGUCUAGGUGAGUCUACAGUAAUAAACCAAUAUUGGUGAGUCUACAGUAAUAAACCAGUCUUGGUGAGUUUACAGUAAUAAACCAGUCUAGGUGAGUAUACAGUAAUAAACCAGUCUUAAUGAGUCUACAGUAAUAAACCAGUCUUGGUGAGUCUACAGUAAUAAACCAGUCUAGGUGAGUCUACAGUAAUAAACCAGUCUUGGUGAGUCUACAGUAAUAAACCAGUCUUGGUGAGUCUACAGUAAUAAACCAGUCUAGGUGAGUCUACAGUAAUAAACAAGUCUUGGUGAGUCUACAGUAAUAAACCAGUCUAGGUGAGUCUACAGUAAUAAACAAGUCUUGGUGAGUCUACAGUAAUAAACCAGUCUAGGUGAGUCUACAGUAAUAAACAAGUCUUGGUGAGUCUACAGUAAUAAACCAGUCUAGGUGAGUCUACAGUAAUAAACAAGUCUUGGUGAGUCUACAGUAAUAAACCAGUCUUAAUGAGUCUACAGUAAUAAACCAGUCUUAAUGAGUUUACAGUAAUAACCAGUCUAGGUGAGUCUACAGUAAUAAACCAGUCUUAAUGAGUUUACAGUAAUAACCAGUCUAGGUGAGUCUACAGUAAUAAACCAGUCUUGGUGAGUCUACAGUAAUAAACCAAUCUAGGUGAGUCUACAGUAAUAAACCAGUCUGGAUUUUUUUCUCCAUACUGAAUAGGGGGUGAGACAGAAUAAUAGUUUCCAUAGUAACAGAUAGACAAUAAAGUAGUAUUUCAAUCAACUUAUAUUCUGCUCUACUCUAUUCUACUCUACUCUACUCUGUAGGACUGACUCCAGACCAGAUCUGGGUGUUGUCUUAAUGUAUCUUAUAUAAACCCUCUUUCUGUAGGACUGACUCCAGACCAGAUCUGGGUGAAGUCUUAAUGUAUCUUAUAUAAACCCUCUCUCUGUAGGACUGACUCCAGAACAGAUCUGGGUGAAGUCUUAUUGUAUCUUAUAUAAACCCUCUCUCUGUAGGAUGACUACUUUGUGACUCCAGAACAGAUCUGGGUGUUGUCUUAAUGUAUCUUAUAUAAACUCUCUCUCUGUAGGAUGACUACUUUGUGACCCCAGACCAGAUCUGGGUGCCGCUGCGUUGGAUCGCCCCAGAGCUCAUAGACGAGGUGCAUGGUAACCUACUGGUGGUGGACCAGACCAAGGAUAGCAACGUCUGGUGAGCAGGGGGGAGGGGUCAGAGGUCAGGGUGUAGGUAUGAAUGGUAUCAGCACCAUACACAAUGGUUGACUCAGCCCCUAUGGUGUUAUUGUUAAGGUCAACGAUACAACUCUUCCCUUGAUUAUUAAACACAACCAAAUCUAGCCUGGUCCAAGAUCUGACUGACGGUGUUAUUAAUACAACUUUUCAACCAAAUCUAGCCUUGUCCCAGAUCUGACUGACAGUGUUAUUAAUACAACUUUUCAACCAAACCUAGCCUGGUCCAAGAUCUGACUGAUGGUGUUAUUGAUACAACCUUUCAACCAAACCUAGCCUGGUCCAAGAUCUGACUGACGGUGUUAUUGAUACAACUCUUCAACCAAACCUAGCCUGGUCCAAGAUCUGACUGACGGUGUUAUUAAUACAACUUUUCAACCAAACCUAGCCUGGUCCAAGAUCUGACUGACGGUGUUAUUAAUACAACUUUUCAACCAAACCUAGCCUGGUCCCAGAUCUGACUUAUGGUGUUAUUGAUACAACUCUUCAACCAAAUCUAGCCUGGUCCCAGUCUGUUUGUGGUCUUGCCAACUCCAUAGCUCAUUGUCAAUCCAGAUGUGGCAUGACAGUGAGGGACAAGGAGUUGUCAUGGCAGCACAAACAGACUGGGACUAAACAAAGGCUAAUCAAAACCUGCUAAAUCAAAUCAAACCUCUAUUGAAUAGGGCUAGGAGUUUUCCCUGCCCAAGAGCAACUCUGAGAUCUGAGUUUUUCCUAGUCAGGCACAUGGUCAGCUAUGAAGUUCCUCAUCUGAAGACGUUACUUCAUAGGUUUGUCUCUGUUCUAGGUCUCUGGGUGUGACUAUCUGGGAGUUGUUUGAGCUGGGGAACCAGCCGUACAGACACUACACUGACAGACAGGUCCUGACCUACGCUGUGAAGGAACAGCAGCUCAAACUGACCAAGCCCCGGCUCAAAGUACCCCUGGCUGAGCGCUGGUGAGUACACACACACAGAUACACACACAGACAAACACACGCAUGCACACAUACAGUACCAGUCAAAAGUUUGGACAGACCUACUCAUUCCAGGGUUUUUCUUUAUUUGUACUAUUUUCUACAUUGUAUAAUAAUAGUGAAGAUAUCAAAACUAUGUAAUCCAAAAAAGUGUUAAACAAAUCAAAAUAUAUUUUAUAUUUGAGAGUCUUCAAAGUAGCCACCCUUUGCCUUGAUGACAGCUUUGCACACUCUUGGCAUUCUCUGCACUAAUGCGCGCACACACACUCGCACAAGUGUACAAAUGCACGCGCACACGGGUGUCUACACAAGAUAUACCACAAUGCUUUGCUCAGUAACCAAUCAUUACUAGUCCCUAUCCUCAUAUCAACCAAUCAGUGCCUUUUAUACUGGCGCACUAACCAACCAUUAGUCUUCUUCUCCUGACAUGGGUUCAAAUCAAUACCUUGUUAAAAUGGCUAUAAGGCUCUCUUUUUGUCAGGACCAUAUAAUACAUAUUUCUCCCAUCCUGUUCGACCCCUCUGGCAUCUCACACGUACAGUACAAAGCACCUACGUAUUCAUCCUUCUCUGGACGUCUGACAAAUAGUGGUCCUUUUAUCAAGCAUGUUACUCAAACUUACUCUCUCUCUCUCCCCCUUCCUCCCUCCCUCCCCCCUCCCUCCCUGUGUCCCUCCCUGUGUCCCUCCCUGUGUCCCUCCCUGUGUCCCUCCCUCCCUCUGUCCCUCCCUCCCUCUCUCGCUCCCUCCCUCCCUCCCUCCCACUCUCCUCCCCCACCCCUCCCCAGGUAUGAAGUGAUGCAGUUCUGCUGGCUGCAGCCAGAGCAGAGACCCAACAGUGAGGAGGUACACCUCCUCCUCACCUACCUAUGUGCCAAGGGGGCCAGUGCGGUCCAGGAGGACUUUGAACAGCGCUGGAACUCCCUGAGACACAACCUGACUGGCAGCUCCACCCACAGCCACAACGCCCCAGCCCACACCACUGUCCCUGCCCCAGCCCGACCAACUAUCCCUGGGGAUGUGAAGUUGGAGCCGGCCUCCACCUCCCGCAACUCCUUCCCCCUUCUAGAACACUUCUCCCAGGACAGCUUCCACUCCGACAGCGGUGACGACAUCCUGACCGUGACAGAGACCAGCUACGGGGGGCUCAACUUUGAGUACAAGUGGGAGCAGGCGAGAGCCGAGCAGCCAUACUGUUCCUCAUCCACCAGCGGGCCUCUGGGCCAGGGCAACCCACACUACCAGGACGUAUACUACCCCGUCGGGAACACCUCGACCUCGGGCAGCUGUAAAGGGGAUGGAGGGGGUGGAGGGCUCACUCUGGAUGUCUCCCCAUCCUACUACGAGUCGGACCACUCCGGGUCAGGGUCAGGGUCGGGGGUAGGGGUGGUGCCGGUGUUGAGCGCCCACAGCCCUUCGGUCGGCAGUGAGUACUACAUCCGUAUUGAGGAGCCGGUGGAGUGUAAUAUCAACCUGGAUGGUAGUGUGGUGGACUACAGCCCCGGGUUGGAGGCUGAGGCUGGUAGCCUCUCCUCAGGGAGCAGGACCCCAAAGCCCCAGCCCCAGCCCCAGCCCCAGUCAAGUGCCAACUGGUCAGCAGCAGCAGCAGGCGACAGCAGCGGGGAUAAACACAGUACCAAUGACUCUGACAAUAGCCCGGCCGUGUCCCUGACCAUGGAGCCUCUACUGAGACAGACAGCCAGCACUGCCAGUCCUGUGGAGCUGGGGCGGUCCCAACAGUACUUCUCACCCAAUCAGAGACAGGCUUUCUACUGUGAGCAGUCGCCCAUUCGAGAGACGUGUUGCCAAUCACCAGAGGACACACCCAUAGCGUCCCAGCGGAACCUGCGUCAUCCAACGGGGAGGCUGGAAACCCCUCUGGGGGUGGGGUCCUCCCACUCCCAGUGCCUGAGUAGUCCUAGUCUGGGACACUGUGACCCCUAUCUCGAGGCUAGCCAAGGCUUCACCACCACAGCCAGGAGUACGGUUAGUGAAGGCUACUAUGACAUGAUGGCUCCCCUCAGAAAGACUCUACCCAUGGCUAACCAUAUUAGUAUCGAUGUGGUGACAGGCAACGGGGGACUUUUGGUGGGGGGCAGGAGAAGAGGAGAAGGGGACACUGGGGACAUCAACGAUGGUGACCUCUUCUCCGAGAGAGAAGCCACCAACUGGACCUCCAACCACUCGGCCAAUAACAACAGCAUGACCUUUGACCUUAGGCAGACGGGCCAAUCACAGGACAGCUAUCUGGACCUCCAUUACAUCAACACUGCAACACACUCCGCUACUGUAACAGACUCGUGGCCUGCUGCUACGGCUAACAGUAGCAACAUGCUCCAACACAGCUCCAGAGCCUUCGGCUACAUGGAGGCCACAGGGAGAGAGAGCGGCGUCUGCUCUUCCUCUAGCAGGCUCAGUGAGGGCAGUAGUGCUACUACAUAUAUUCACCUGUGCCACGGAGCUAGAGAUGAUCCUGUGUGUCUAGAUCAUCUAAGAGGUGUUCCUGUUGACUCUCUCUCCAGCUCUUCUGUUGCUGUCAAGAAUGUUAACCUCAAAGGUGGUGUUAAGGACUGCGUCCCCACAACCAAAACUACAACUACAGUGUCUGUAGUGGGACACAGUAAAACCCCAUCUCUGCUCACAGGAGAGAGGCAGUUCUCCCAUCCCAAGAUGAUCCCAGAACCAGGCUGUAUCCAAUCCCCAUCCACAUACAUGGAGCCUGACACUCGCACAGGCCUCAGCACUAAGGCAGUCCUGACAGAGAAACAGGGAGGUCAUGUUUGGGAGAUACCUUCACAUGUUAAAGACAUUAGAGGUCCAGUGGCGGUGAUGUCUGGUGGUGUGGGGGAGAGGAGGCUGGGGAUGGGGUUGGCCCACCCUGAAGGGGUACUGCUGGAGCCGGUCGGGUCCUUGUUUGAGGCUAGCAGAGGGCUGGACAGCGGGUUGGAGAUGGCCAGUCAUUCCAGCAUCAGCCAAGUGGACAUCAGCGACGAUGACAUCACAGACAUCACUUCUGGAAUCUUGGCCGAAUUUUCCCUGGACUAUGCUGACGAGGUCGGAGACGAUAUCAGCCCCGCCCACCACCGCCACGGACACUCCCUGCAGAACCCGGUGGGAACCUCCGACUCUGUGGACACCCUGAACAUGCUGUCGCUGUCGUCGUCGGUUACCGCAGCCAGCCCCUGUGAGGCCUUCAGCCUUGAUGACGUCUUUCUCCAUACCUCCUCCUCCCUCUCCUCCUCUUUCACUUCCUCUUCUUUCACUUCCUCAUCCCUCCUUCCCAAGUCCCUGGACAGCGGCUACGACACAGAGAACAAUGAAAGCCCAGAGUUCAUCCUAAAGGAGGGAGGUGGGAACGGGGAGUUCCUAUUGGACUGCGUAGGAAACCACCACCAACAACAACAACACCCAGUCCUCGGUGGGAGCCACCUCGCUCGCGGUGGGGUUUGCCUGGGGUCGAGAUCGGACGAGAUGGUCCUUCAGCAGGUGGACCUGGGUGAUGGGGUUGGGGUCUCUCUGUGUACCUCUUCCUCCUCUGGCUGCACUGAGCUGCAGCUGAAGGGAUUGAGUGACAAGAAUCCGUACAUGGACUCUGCCUACUUCUCUGACUACGACGCAGAGAACGAGAGGAGUCCCCAGGAUGAAGGGAGUAACUUCUUCUCCAGUCCAGGAGAUAAGCAGGUCUUUGUGGGGCACACAGCCUCGAAACAGACAAUAAGGUCUGUGGGGAGAGAUGAACUCCAACCACAGACGGAGAGAGAGGAUGGUUACCGUGACCUGACAGACCUGACAGGAAACAAAAACAGAAACACAAAUGGAGUGGUGGUGUUUGACACUACCACAGGUUCCCCUCCCCCCUCCUCUCCCUCUUCCUCGGCCCCCGGCCCGCGCCUCUCCAUGCUGGCCCCCUUCCCCCCUCAGAUGGGGGGCUGCCUGGCCAAAGAAUCAGCCCCUGACGAAGCUGUAGGCCUGGAGUCUGAGCACAGCGGAGAGGAGCCGGCAUCUGGGUGCAGCUCCACCAUGGUGUCUGAGGGUUCCUCCAUGGUGCAGGAGGCUUCAGCCAGACACCCCAACCAGGAGAACCAUCACAGGGCCUCAGAGGAUGACUACUCCCCCAUCCAGUCCCUGGGCUCCGACUCUACCAUAGACUACAGAGAGGAGGUGAAGAAAGAGAAGGAGGAGGAUGGGGAGGGAGAGGAGGACAUGCCAGAGUUUAAUCACGUCGACGAGGAUGGAGAGAAUGGAGAGAGAGGAGGAGAAGAGGAGGAGUAUGAGGAGGGGGAAGAAGAGGAGGAGGAAAAGGCGGGCUAUAGCGGACACCAGAACGGUCCUGUUGGCCUCCUCACCUCCUCUCCGUCGCUCCUCUCCUGCUCCCCCUCCCUCCAGGAGCUGUGUCGGGAGGUGGAGAGGCGAGCUCCUCUAACGGAGGGGGAGGAGGAGGAGUCAGAUGACAGUGAGUCAGACGAGGAGCUGCGGAGCUACAACCUGCAGGAGGAGCUGAGCGAGGAGGACAGUGAGGGGGAGGUAUAUUAUUGGUUGUUUUAUUCUUAUUCCCCAUUUUCCUACAUUAUUUGAUUAUAUUUUAAACCUGAGAUUCGCAAUAGGAGCAGCAGCGCCACUGGUCGCCCCAGGCACAUUUCUUAUCGUUUUAGUUUAGAGGAAAUGAGCAUCCAGCAUGGUGGUAAAACAGAAUGGUAGUACAUACUCUGCUGUUCUAUCGCACGUGCAAUGAUGUGCAAUGAUUUCAGAGAGGAAAAAAAUGGUGUUUAUUGUUUGAAGUAACCUCUUUUUUGUUGUAAUAUCGCAAACGGACCACAGGAGGCUGGUGGCACCUUAAUUGGGGAGGACGGGCUCAUGGUAAUGACUGGAGCAGAAUCAGAGGAAUGGUAUCAAAUACAUCAAACACAUGGUUUCCAGGUGUUUGAUGCCAUUCCAUUUGCUCCGUUCCAGACAUUAUUAUGAUCCGUCCUCCCCUCAGCAGCCUCCUGGGAAACGGAUGUGGCACUUUCACCGCUGUAGAUUCAAGCUUUAAUUAUGUAAAGCAGUGUUUCCAAACCUGGUCCUUAGGACCCAUUACAGUGGGGGAAAAAAGUAUUUAGUCAGCCACCAAUUGUGCAAGUUCUCCCACUUAAAAAGAUGAGAGAGGCCUGUAAUUUUCAUCAUAGGUACACGUCAACUAUGACAGACAAAAUGAGGAAAAAAAUUCUAGAAAAUCACAUUGUAGGAUUUUUUAUGAAUUUAUUUGCAAAUUAUGGUGGAAAAUAAGUAUUUGGUCAAUAACAAAAGUUUCUCAAUACUUUGUUAUAUACCCUUUGUUGGCAAUGACACCGGUCAAACGUUUUCUGUAAGUCUUCACAAGGUUUUCACACACUGUUGCUGGUAUUUUGGCCCAUUCCUCCAUGCAGAUCUCCUCUAGAGCAGUGAUGUUUUGGGGCUGUCGCUGGGCAACACAGACUUUCAACUCCCACCAAAGAUUUUCUAUGGGGUUGAGAUCUGGAGACUGUCUAGGCCAGUCCAGGACCUUGAAAUGCUUCUUACGAAGCCACUCCUUCGUUGCUUCAUGCUGAAAGACCCAGCCACGUUCCAUCUUCAAUGCCCUUGCUGAUGGAAGGAGGUUUUCACUCAAAAUCUCACGAUACAUGGCCCCAUUCAUUCUUUCCUUUACAUGGAUCAGUCGUCCUGGUCCCUUUGCAGAAAAACAGCCCCAAAGCAUGAUGUUUCCACCCCCAUGCUUCACAGUAGGUAUGGUGUUCUUUGGAUGUAACUCAGCAUUCUUUGUUCUCCAAACACGACGAGUUGAGUUUUUACCAAAAAGUUACAUUUUGGUUUCAUCUGACCAUAUGACAUUCUCCCAAUCCUCUUCUGGAUCAUCCAAAUGCACUCUAGCAAACUUCAGACGGGCCUGGACAUGUACUGGCUUAAGUAGGGGGACACGUCUGGCACUGCAGGAUUUGUGUCCCUGGCGGCGUAGUGUGUUACUGAUGGUAGGCUUUGUUACUUUGGUCCCAGCUCUCUGCAGGUCAUUCACUAGGUCCCCCCGUGUGGUUCUGGGAUUUUUGCUCACUGUUCUUGUGAUCAUUUUGACCCCACAGGGUGAGAUCUUGCGUGGAGCCCCAGAUCGAGGGAGAUUAUCAGUGGUCUUGUAUGUCUUCCAUUUCCUAAUAAUUGCUCCAACAGUUGAUUUCUUCAAACCAAGCUGCUUACCUAUUGCAGAUUCAGUCUUCCCAGCCUGGUGCAGGUCUAUAAUUUUGUUUCUGUCACGCCCUGGCUCUGGGGACUCUAGUAUGUUGAGCCAGGGUGUGAGUUUUCAUGUGUGUUGGUUCUAGUGUUUGUAUAUCUAUGUUGGCCAGGGUGGCUCCCAAUCAGAGACGGCUGUAGCUCGUUGUCUCUGAUUGGGAGUCAUACUUAGGUAGCCAUUAAUACAGGUAACGAGUGGAGGACAGAGGAGCCUCUUAAAGAAGAAGUUACAGGUCUGUGAGAGCCAGAAAUCUUGCUUGUUUGUAGGUGACCAAAUACUUAUUUUCCACCAUAAUUUGCAAAUAAAUAAAUUAAAAAUCCUACAAUGUGAUUUUCUGGAAAAACAUUUCUCAAUUUGUCUGUCAUAGUUGACGUGUACCUAUGAUGAAAAUUACAGGCCUCUCUCAUCUUUUUAAGUGGGAGAACUUGCACAAUUGGUGGCUGACUAAAUACUUUUUUUCCCCACUGUAUGUGUUUCUGCCCAAGCACUAACACACUUGAUUAAACUAAUCAACUCAUCAUGAAUAGUGGAAUCAGGUGUGUUCAUGCUAGGGCUACAACUACAACGUGCUCCACUUUGGGUUCCCAGGACCAGGAUGAAGACACACUGAUAUAAAGUGUGUUGUAACUGACUCGAUGUAAAAUGCUAUUUAAAUAAAUCUGACUUGACUUGACUAGGUGAUGGGGGUGCCGGUGGUGGUGAGCGAUAGCAGUGGGGCCAGAAACCUCCGCAGCCUCCUCAAGAUGCCCGCGCUCCUCACACAGUCCUUCUGCGACGAGCUGCACAGGAAGAAGAAAGCCGUGUCCUUCUUUGAUGACGUCACCGUCUUCCUGUUCGACCAGGUCAGUCACUCUGCUAGCAUAGUGACAUCACUAUGGUCAAUGGAUGGCAAUACUUCAUACUGGAUAAAAAAGGCCCCACGCUUUAUAGAGCAUUCAUAGUCUUUAUAACCACUGCAUAGAUGCAUCACAAAUCAUUUAUAAGCAGUCACACAACAUAAAAGUGAUGUUUAAAGUUGGGCCAGUUUAAUUAUUGUUCUCUAUACUGGUAGAUGUAAGACUUUCUAACUGAUUUCUAUUUAACCUCCAGGAGAGCCCCACAGGAGAGCUGGCUGACUUCACGUUUCCCCCAGGAGCAGAGUUCAGCGGCCAGGCCUCGGGCGGGGAGAACCCACAACCGGACCUCCAGCCCCACCCCACCAUGGGUCACCACCUCCACCCCCCGGAGAGGGCACCACACGCCUCAGAGGACUCUGAUGGCAACAUGUCAGAAGAAGGUAAGAGUGAAAAAUACUUUCAGAUAGAAGAACAGUAAGAGACCAAGAGGAUAAAGAAUGGAUCCCUGAGGGAAUCCACAAGCUAUAGUCAGGUAUGCUGUAUCAGUUCUAAACCCCUCUCCUGUGUGUGUGUGUGUGUGUGUGUGUGUGUGUGUGUGUGUGUGUGUGUGUGUGUGUGUGUGUGUGUGUGUGUGUGUGUGUGUGUGUGUGUGUGUGUGUGUGUGUGUGUGUGUGUGUGUGUGUGUGUGUGUGUGUGUGUGUGUGUGUGUAUUCAGGUGGAGGGUUUGAGUGGGAGGAUGACAUCCCAUUGAUGACCAGCCCGUUGUCCAGCCCGUCUACAGCUGAGCCACCGGUCUCCGAUCCCAUCCCGGUCGCCAUCCCUGUCCCGGUCCCUGCUGUCAAGCCUCCCGAGGACAAGCCGGUAGCAGUAGCAGCAGCAUCACAGUUCCCCCGUUUCAGCGUGUCCCGCUCCCGCUUCUCCAUCACACACGUCCCCAACCCAGACAUCAACUCAGCCGGAGGUCAGUCCUGGUAAACACUCCCCUGGUACUGUAGUACUGUAGUAGUCACUAGUGUCCUGUUCACACUACUGAGCCCAGCCUAGCUGUACUGGGCUGACCUGGUUACGCAUCCACCAUAGCUGCUGGAACUGUGCUGGAGUGGACAAUGUACUGUCAAAAGAAAGGCCAGUACAGUUUGGGUCGACACGAUACUGUGAAAAGGGAAAAUGUCACAUCUGUGCUAACAAAUCUUCUCCUCUUGUCCCACAGGGAGCAUUGAAGAAGGAGAGAGGGAUUGGAAAAAGGAGUGA